Trypanosoma brucei brucei TREU927 is the source of this 603-nucleotide messenger RNA. RefSeq lists its product as hypothetical. The transcript has a single exon. Bases 1 to 603 code for a protein of 200 amino acids. The record is from RefSeq and is a predicted model, not a curated record. Lineage: Eukaryota; Euglenozoa; Kinetoplastea; Trypanosomatida; Trypanosomatidae.
AUGUGGGAAGACAAUGCUCAACGUGCACACAUACAUAAGGUGAUCUGCGAAAGCAAGGGCAUUCGGGUAGCCAGCAGAGAGCGGCCCAAAAGUCGCACUCCCCAGCGAAACGGGAGUACAUGGCACAACAAACCCACGCGGCAAGUGCGGGCUGGACGGUCUAUUUCUCCCGAAAAGGUACUGCGGGGCACGUCACUGUCGCUUACUAGGGUCCCUGAUGGCACACCUCGUCGGAAUACGUCCAGCGUCAUGAGGGCAGUGAGCAUUCGUUCACAGCCAUCCCCCACGACCACUCCAACAGCUGUUUCUUCUGCCGCUGCAACAGGGAGGCCGCGGGUGGUGGACUCUACUGCGAGAAGGAAACGUCCGGCCAUCUCUGCAGCUUUCCGCGCUGUGGGCCCAGCUAAGGAACUGACGGACGUGAGACAAUCGCCCGAUACCGUGUUAUUGUGCAACGCGAGCAGGGGUUCGUCGGCCCGCGCUCCUUCAGCUCUCAUGAACUGCAGGACAGACACAGCGCCAUACGUGGAGAUGAGCGGGGAUGAUAUGUCUACAAGACUUUCCCCCGACGGCACGCCGAACCCGAGGCUUUUGGGUUACUGA